This is a messenger RNA of Prunus armeniaca (apricot), 555 nucleotides long. The record is from the annotation of a GenBank genome assembly. Lineage: Eukaryota; Viridiplantae; Streptophyta; Magnoliopsida; Rosales; Rosaceae.
AUGGCCUGCCUUGGCACUCCAGACCACACUGUGUUUCAGCUCCAAUGGAAAACUCCCAGACCUGGUGCAUGUAAAGUUAACUCAGAUGGAAGUAGAAUCAAUGCCACUUGUCUUAGUGGUGCUGGGGGUUUAUUACGAGAUGCUACUGGUGCUUGGAUCCAAGGCUUUAUUGUGAAUCUAGGUGCAAGUACAAUCCUUGAGGCUGAAUUAUGGGGUAUCUUUUGGGGACUUAGUUUGGCUUGGGACGCUGGCUAUCAUGAUGUGGAGAUUGAAUGUGACUAUAAUGUUACUAUAGCUCUAUUAUCUUCUCAUACGGUUCCAACUUACCCUUUGUACAACAUCAUUUCCUGUUGUAAAAUGAAGAUCCAUGAACCCUGGUGUUGUGCAAUUAAGCAUAUCUACCGUGAACAAAAUGUAGUCGCAGAUGCUUUGGUUGCCAGAAGUUAUAAUCUUGGCCCUGGGCUCCAUGUCUAUGAUGAGGUGUAUGACUUCCUUGAAGAUAUACUUGCUGCAGAUGUCAGGAGCGUUGUGAGGCCUCGUGCUAUUAUUCUGUAA